Messenger RNA from Talaromyces rugulosus, 495 nucleotides. RefSeq lists its product as uncharacterized. The record is from RefSeq and is a predicted model, not a curated record. The transcript has a single exon. The coding region runs from base 1 to 495 and encodes 164 amino acids. NCBI's taxonomy places the organism in Eukaryota, Fungi, Ascomycota, Eurotiomycetes, Eurotiales, Trichocomaceae.
AUGACUACGCCAGGGAUUCAAUACUCGGGGCUGAAUGCCACAUUCAAGGGCAUUCAGCGUGACGACAACUAUGUACCGGCUCAUCAAUUCCGAGGAAUUAAAUAUGCCAGUGUCCCAGAGCGUUUUGAAAAUCCCAAGCCUGUGAAUACCUUCGAUGGAGCUGUGGGAGCAAUUGCAAAUGCGUUCAAAACGAAUAAGAAAUGGGGCACCCAGCUUCGCAAGAUGUAUCGAGUCGUGGCCGAUCGGCCAACAGCUGCGAAGCUCGGGGCUCUGGAUUUGGUGAAUGAUGUGCGGUAUAAUCUGUGGAGGCCCUCACCGACAAACUACACACAGCAAACAAGUGUGUUUAUAAAUACGUGGUUGACCAGGCUAAUCCUUGGCAACCAUCUAGUCGGUCACAUCACGCAGUCGACUUACUGUUCCUCUUCGAUGGUGUCAAUCUAUCUUUCAAUCUUCGUCGCCAACAAAGUUGGGCAAGAGAUGCGACAGCGUUAG